AUGUUUUUUUGCAGAGUAGGAUUCCUAACUGUAAUCCUACCUUAUUUGAAUAUUUUAAAUCCAAAAAUUUCAAUUUUCAAAUAUUAUGAAUAUUUUAACAAGUAUUUUAGAAGUGAACCAAGUGAAGAAGGAAUUUUAGCACUUGGAUCAUACCUUACUUUUUGGUCGUUUGUAUAUUUUGCAGUGACCCUUUGGUUAAUAUUUGCUAAAAAUGAUGAAAUGGAUAUUAAAACUGUUUAUCAAACUAUUUGGAAUAUUUGUAAAAUGCCACUACUUUUAACAGCUAAAAUUGGAUUUAUUGCCAAUGAAGCUGUCACAGCAUUAAAAUUAAUGGAAAAAGGAUUUAGUAAAGAAGAUUUAGCAUUGGCAGUAUUGAUUGAUUUUCCAAUACAGAUUUUAGUUGGAUAUUAUGCAGCUAAAUGGAGUAAUGGACCACAACCAUUAAAACCUUGGAUAAAUGCAUUUUAUGGACGUAUAUUUUUUGCAUCUGUAGGUAUGCUGGUAGUGUACGUAUUCCCUGAAAAUAACAAAGUUUCAUCAAGUAUGUUUUAUGUUGUGAUUGCAAGCAUAGUUUUAAGUUCUUUUACAAGUACUGUACAGUUUGUUUGUAUAUCAGCUUUUAUGUCAUCAAUUGCAGAUCCUGUGAUUGGUGGAACAUACAUGACAGUAAGUACAUGGCCUCGUUUCUUUGUAUUGGAAGCGGUUGAUUAUUUCACAGAUGCUUCAUGUAUAAUUAGAACUUCAACAGAAGAAGAAGAAAAAUCACUAUGUAAAGAGAAAGGUGGUGUCUGUACUGUUCAUCAAGAUGGAUAUUAUAUUGUCUCUAUUAUUUGUGUGUUACUUGGUAUUUUGUCUUUGACAACAUUUAUAAUUCCUACUAUUAAAAAUUUACAAAGUCGUAAACCUAUAACAAUUCCGUCAGAGGUUGAAAUAAAACAUGACUUGACACCUAAUUUACAGCCAAUAACUUUGACUGAUUUGAAUUCUACUACUUUAACAAUAUCGGGACCAUUAGGUAGUCAUUCUAUGCCAAUAAAACCAUUUAUUAAAAUUGAGAUUAUUGCAAAUGAAGAGAAGCGGAAAAGAGAAAUAUUAUCAGCCAGGAAAAAAGAAGUUUUAGAAAGCGUCAAAAAUCAAGAUGUUAUCUUUAUUGAUAGUGAUGUGAGUGAAAAAAAGUUGCGUGUAGACAUUCAAAGUAAGAGCGUAGAACAUCAGAGAGCAAUGUGGGGUACAACUAGAGCUUUAAUAGCAAAUUAUGUUAUUGGUGUCAGCGAAGGUUUCAGAAUACCUAUAAGACUUGUAGGUGUUGGCCAUAGAGCUAAUAUGGAAUCAGAUAAAUUGGUUCUUAGAGUUGGUUACACGCAUCCAAUUCAACUAGAAGUUCCAGAUGGAAUAAAAUGUGAAGUGCUAAACCCUACUCAAAUAUUAUUAAUUGGAAGUGAUUAUGCACAAUUAACAUUAUUUGCUGCGAAUAUACGUAAAAAUAAAAAACCUGAGCCUUAUAAUCAAAAAGAAGGAGGAAUGGAAAAUGAGCCAAUAACUUUGACUGAUUUGAAUUCUACUACUUUAACAAUAUCGGGACCAUUAGGUAGUCAUUCUAUGCCAAUAAAACCAUUUAUUAAAAUUGAGAUUAUUGCAAAUGAAGAGAAGCGGAAAAGAGAAAUAUUAUCAGCCAGGAAAAAAGAAGUUUUAGAAAGCGUCAAAAAUCAAGAUGUUAUCUUUAUUGAUAGUGAUGUGAGUGAAAAAAAGUUGCGUGUAGACAUUCAAAGUAAGAGCGUAGAACAUCAGAGAGCAAUGUGGGGUACAACUAGAGCUUUAAUAGCAAAUUAUGUUAUUGGUGUCAGCGAAGGUUUCAGAAUACCUAUAAGACUUGUAGGUGUUGGCCAUAGAGCUAAUAUGGAAUCAGAUAAAUUGGUUCUUAGAGUUGGUUACACGCAUCCAAUUCAACUAGAAGUUCCAGAUGGAAUAAAAUGUGAAGUGCUAAACCCUACUCAAAUAUUAUUAAUUGGAAGUGAUUAUGCACAAUUAACAUUAUUUGCUGCGAAUAUACGUAAAAAUAAAAAACCUGAGCCUUAUAAUCAAAAAGGUAUUUUUGUUGGUGACGAAACCAUCAAAAAGAAAACAAGUAAAAAGAAAUGA
Entrophospora sp. SA101 is the source of this 2139-nucleotide messenger RNA. The record is from the annotation of a GenBank genome assembly. Lineage: Eukaryota; Fungi; Glomeromycota; Glomeromycetes; Entrophosporales; Entrophosporaceae.